Molecule: messenger RNA, 879 nt
Organism: Leptinotarsa decemlineata (Colorado potato beetle)
Lineage: Eukaryota; Metazoa; Arthropoda; Insecta; Coleoptera; Chrysomelidae
Product: protein FRA10AC1 homolog
Biological process (GO): dephosphorylation
Molecular function (GO): phosphatase activity
Source: RefSeq, a predicted model, not a curated record
UGGUAAACGUUUGUCAAAAGCAAAAGACAUAACGUAUUUAUAGGUUAUGCUAUAGGUUAUUGAUGUUUGGAAAGUUGUUUUAAAAAUUUAUUUGUAAUAAUUAUAUCCUGAAGAUGACAUCUUUACGACAUCAAAUGCGAUAUCUGAAUCCCUACGACAUGCACAAAUUGUUGAUUAACGAAUACAUUUUGAAGCGACCCGGAGAUACUAAAUUGCUAAAACGCGACACUUCCAAAGAUAGAAAUGAUCACCAUGUUAUCAGAGAUAAUCAUAAGUUCCUUUGGGAUGAAGAGGAUUCAACAGACUCUUGGGAGCUGCAAUUUGCUAGACGCUAUUAUGACAAGCUUUUCAAGGAAUAUUGCAUCGCGGACCUUACGUUCUACAAAGAAAACAAAGUGGCGCUCAGGUGGAGGGUAGAGAAAGAAGUUGUAAGCGGCAAAGGGCAGUUCAUUUGUGGAAAUAAGAAAUGCUCGGAAGAGGAUGGACUACGAACAUGGGAAGUUAAUUUCGGUUAUGUUGAGCAAGGUGAAAAGAAGAAUGCCCUCGUCAAAUUAAGAUUAUGUCCAAAGUGUUCAAAAAAACUGAAUUAUCAAAGUAAAAAGAGGGAAGUCAAACGCCUGAAGAAGAAAAGGAUCCUUCCAAAGGAAAACAAAUCUAGCAAGGGAAAUGUUCUUGAAGAUAAUUGCUCUGCUACCAGUAGUAACAGUCUUUUGUGUGAAAAAGAGGAGGAAGAUGAAAGAGAUAUUGAAGAAAGUUCGGACACAUCAGUACUGUUAAAUGAAGAGUCGCCUUGGGAUAAGCAUAAGCCUGUCGAAAGUAAAUCAAGAGAUGAAGAAAUGGAGGAAUACUUGCAAGACUUGUUACUUUAAGUUAUUUUUU